AUGUCUUCAACAACUAGUUUAAAAUCUAAUGCUACAACUACUAUAUCUAAUACAUCAAAUGGUACGAAUAAAAAAAUCCCCGCUUCAAAUUUUAAACCAAGAACAAAAUCAAGAAAUGGAUGUUUAACAUGUAAAAAGAAAAGACUUAAAUGUGAUGAAACAAAACCAACAUGUUUGAAUUGUAAAAAAAAGAAAAUAGAAUGUGGUGGAUAUGCAACAAAUUUUAAAUGGAAACUGUUUAAUGAAAAAGAUAAAUCAAAUAUAAAUCAAAAUUUUUUACAGAAACAUUUAGAAUUGGCUAGUUUUUCAGUUACUGGUAGAUCAAUUGAUGAAAUUACGAAAGAAAAUGAUUUGAUUUCUAAAGGUUUCAAUCCUGAUUCAGCAAAGAGUAUACCUACGGUGAAUACCGACAGUCAAAUUUCAACUCCCUCCAGUCUACCACACUCACAACAAUUGCAACAACAACAACAACAACAACAACAACAACACUUGGGACAGCAUCAACAAGCUCAACAAGAUCAGAUUCAACCAAAUCAUCAUCAGCAGCUGCAACCACAACAACCACUGCAUCAGCGAAGAUAUAGUUAUGCAAACAUACCAAAUCAAUCAUCUCCUACAUCAUCCGUUUUACAUAGAUCAUACUCAGAUCUGUCUCCAAAUUUUGAUCUAAGAUCUAUUGGAAAUAAUGAUUUAAAAUCAUUGGCAGAUGCAGCAGUAGUUGAAAUUGAAAAACUGCAAACACCAAAAGAAACUUUAUUUUCAUCAAAUUUUGAAAAUUUAAUUAAUCAACCUAAUCAAUCGAUACCAAAGAAAAAUUAUAAUAAUAAAACUGAUGAUUUUGAAAUUAAUUUAACUCCUUCAUUAUCUGCUAUUUUAAAUUUUGCUUUUAAUUCAGAAGAAAUUGAUGUUCAAUCAAUUGAAACAUUAAGUCCUUUAAAUUUAAAUAAUAAACCAUUACUUAUACAAGAAUUUUCAAAUCCAUCAACUCCUGCUCCUCCUAAUUUUGAUAAUAAUAAAUCAUUAAUUAAAACCGCUGAACAAGAACAAAUAAUAUAUCUUUAUUCUGAAUACACAUCCGGAUUAAUGUCUAUAAAAAAUGGUAUACAUGAAAAUCCAUGGAGAAAUAUGAUUUUACCAUUAGCUACUAGAUAUAAUUGUUUAUAUAAUUCUAUAGCAUCAAUGACUAUGUUUCAUUUAGCUGGUUCAAAUGGAAUUGUUUCAUCAACAAAAGAAUUAAAAUCAAGAGGUUAUAAUUAUAUGAAACGUUGUAUAUUUGAAUUAGCAAGUGGAUUAUCAAAAAAGGAAAAUGAUGGAGAAAAAGAAUUACCAAGUGAUAUUGCAUUAGUUACGUGUUUAAAUUUAUCAAAUUGUGAAAUUUGGGAUACUCAUAUAUCAAGUGGAAUAGCUCAUUUAAAAGGAGCUAAAAGUAUUAUUAAUAAAAUAUUAACGUUAUUAAAAGAUGAACAAACAAGAAUUAGAACAAAUAAAAUUGAAAAUAAUAAUUCAAUAAAUAAUGAUUCAUUUCAACUUAAAAAUAAAUUAGUAUUAAUUGAUCAAUUUGAAUAUGAAAAAAUGUGUCAUGAUUGUAUUACAAAGCCUGAUAUAUUAGCAAUACCAAAAAGUAUACAUUUUUUAUUUAAUAUAUGGAUUUAUUUUGAAGUAUUAGCUCAAAUGACAAAUGAUUCAAGUUGUGAUGAAAAGGGAGUAGAUUUGGUAGCUGUUAUUACAUCAAUGUUAAAUCAUGAAAAUAAGAAUAAAAUUGAAAUUAAAUCACCACUGGAAAUAAGUGAAUCAUCAACUGAUAAAUUAUAUAAUUUUUUUGAUGAAUUUGAUGAUUUUAAUUAUGAUUCAGAAAUGGUUGAUCCUUUAUUAGGAUGUGGUCAAUCAUUAUUUUCAAUAUUAGGUAAAGUUGCAACUUUAGUUUCUAAAAUACGUAAAAAUAAAUCAACAACUGGUAAACACAGAAAAAGAAAUACAUUAAAUACAAUAACUCAUGCAACAGAUUUAAAACAUUCAUUAACUGAAUGGAAACCAACAAUAAAUUCAAGAAAAUUAGAAAAUAAUGAAGAAGAUAAUAAUAAUUCAAAAACUUGGGAUUUAACUUCAUGUUUAGCAACAGCUGAAGCAUAUAGAUAUGCAGCAUUAUUAUUUUUACAUCAAGCAGUUCCUGAAAUUCCAUCAUUACUGUCUCAUAUAUUAGCUGAAAAAAUUUUUGUUUUAUUAGCUUCAAUACCAAAAUCUUCAAAUACUUAUAUUGUUCAUAUUUUCCCAUUAUUAGUUAGUUCAUGUGAAGCAGAAAUUGGAGAAGAAAGAGAAUGGUGUAAAUCAAGAUGGAAAGUUUUAUCAGAUAAAAUGUGGAUUGGAAAUGUUGAUAGAACUUUUGAAGUUGUAAAAGAAGUUUGGAAAAGGAAAGAUGAAUUAAAAAUUAAAUCAAAUAAUAAUAAUAAUAAUGAAGAUGUUAAUAAUAUUAAUAAUAAUAAUAAUCCUUUACAUGGUUUAAUGUCAAUUAUAAAUAACGAUCAACCUAAUAAUCAUAUAAAUCCUGAUUCUUGUGGAUUUAUAAAUUCUAAAACUCAUUGGUCAAAUGUUAUGAGAGAAUGGGGUUGGGAAGUUUUGUUAGGAUAA
This is a messenger RNA of Lodderomyces pseudojiufengensis, 2625 nucleotides long. RefSeq names its product Zcf9p (gene ZCF9). The transcript has a single exon. Gene Ontology annotation, molecular function: zinc ion binding; DNA-binding transcription factor activity, RNA polymerase II-specific; transcription cis-regulatory region binding. Gene Ontology annotation, cellular component: nucleus. Gene Ontology annotation, biological process: positive regulation of transcription by RNA polymerase II. The coding region runs from base 1 to 2625 and encodes 874 amino acids. Lineage: Eukaryota; Fungi; Ascomycota; Pichiomycetes; Serinales; Debaryomycetaceae. The record is from RefSeq and is a predicted model, not a curated record.